This is a messenger RNA of Siniperca chuatsi (mandarin fish), 1189 nucleotides long. RefSeq names its product Fc receptor-like protein 5. Bases 10 to 1017 code for a protein of 335 amino acids. Gene Ontology annotation, biological process: cell surface receptor signaling pathway. Gene Ontology annotation, molecular function: transmembrane signaling receptor activity. Lineage: Eukaryota; Metazoa; Chordata; Actinopteri; Centrarchiformes; Sinipercidae. The transcript has 8 exons. The record is from RefSeq and is a predicted model, not a curated record.
ACUGCUGCGAUGGAAAAAAGUCUUAAUGUUACAUCACUGUGUGGUACAAUGGGACAAACAUCUCUCCUGUGGCUGCUCUUGCGGACCGCGCUGCUGUGCUGCACAACAAACCAAGCUCGUCUGACUGUGAGUCCCAGCAGCUCUCAGCUGUUUAAAGGAGAGUCUGUCUCUCUGAGCUGUGAGGAGGACGACAGCUCUGCUGGAUGGACGCUGAGGAGGAACACAACCAGAGAAACCAGGACUCAGUGUGACGACUGGGGAGAACCUGCUGGUUCUUCCUGUACCAUCAGCCAUGUGGUCCCAUUGGACAGUGGAGUUUACUGGUGUGAGUCCAGAGAGGGAGCAACCAGUAACACCAUCAGCAUCACUGUCACUGGUGGACCAGUGAUCCUGCAGAGUCCUGUCCUCCCUGUGAUGGAGGGACAUGAUGUCACUCUGCACUGUAAACCAAAGACCCCUCCCUCCAACCGCCCAGCUGCUUUCUAUAAAGAUGGCUCCCUCAUCAGCACUGAGCCUACAGGUCACAUGACCAUCCACCAUGUUUCCAAGUCUGAUGAAGGCCUCUACAAGUGUCACAUCAGCCGUCACGGAGAGUCUCCACCCAGCUGGAUCUCUGUCACAGGGAAACCCACCAUCACACCUCCUCCUCCGUCCUCCUCCCCCUCCUCUCCUCCUCCAUCCUCCCCUCCUUCUCUCCUGGCCUUGCUGUCUCUUCCAUCUGUCUGCGGUCUGGUGCUACUGGUUGUACUGGUGGGACGAUGUGUCCGGAGCCAACCUGAAGAGAGUGAUCCAGCUCCGGUCUACUCCGCAGUGAGAAGAACAGACGACGUCAGUGCAAACGGGACGAGAGAGAGCGAUCCGGCGGCAGUUUAUUCAGCUGUUAAACGAACUAAAGACGUCAGUUGUGGACACACAGUCAUCGGAGCAGACAGGACGAGAGAGUUUCCAGCAGAGCCAGAGGUCGUCUACUCGUCACUGAGGUCGACCUCCACACCUUUACACCAGUCCAAGCGCUGAUGUCCAGCUGGCCUGUAACUGGUCCCCAGAGCCCCUCACACCUCAGUGCAUCCAUGUGUUUUACUUCUCAUUCUUAAAUGUUGAAGCUAAAUUAGACUCAUGCAGCUUCAAAGAGACUAAAAGGUUAAAUGUAGAGCAUGUUUUAUGUUUUUCAGUGAAAUAUCAGUGAAAU